AUGGCGAUACGGAGCCUGGAGCUGUUCGAGGUAUACUACGACGAUAGCGACGCGCUGGCGAUGGUAUGUGCCUUUGCGUCGCUGAUUCCUCAGAUCAUUCUCAUUGUCUACGCCACGCUCAUCUUUUCGCGACGCGAAAUGGAGACGCUGAUGCUGUUGGGUGGCCAGGUGGCUUGUGAAGUGGCCAACAACAUCCUGAAACGGGCCAUCAAGCAGGAUAGACCGCGCUACGGGCCAGGCUACGGCAUGCCCUCGGCCCACGCGCAGUUUGUGGCGUUUCUGGCCACAUAUCUGUGUUUGUGGAUGUUUUUUCGAAUGCGCCAAUUGUACUCGCCAGUGAAGCGGGUGGCGCGAAGCGUGGGGCUGGUGGCCAUGACGCUGGUGGUGUCAUACUCGCGCGUGCAUCUUUACUAUCACACCCCGGCCCAGGUGUUGGCUGGAGUGGCGUUGGGUUGUGUUUUGGGCCUGGCCUACUUUCUGUUUGUCUCUCUCAUCCGCGACCUAGGUCUCGUCGACCUGAUUGUUGAUCUGCCCAUUCUGCGGGCCUUCUACGUCAAGGACACAUCUGGCGACUCUGGCAGCUUUGUCAAGGACGAGUUCCUGCGCUGGCGUGACAAACGCAUGAAGGCCAGACUCAUCAAGGUGGAGUGA
This is a messenger RNA of Yarrowia lipolytica CLIB122, 651 nucleotides long. RefSeq lists its product as uncharacterized. Gene Ontology annotation, biological process: protein N-linked glycosylation; lipid biosynthetic process. Gene Ontology annotation, molecular function: dolichyldiphosphatase activity. Lineage: Eukaryota; Fungi; Ascomycota; Dipodascomycetes; Dipodascales. Gene Ontology annotation, cellular component: intracellular membrane-bounded organelle; endoplasmic reticulum membrane. The record is from RefSeq and is a predicted model, not a curated record.